AUGUCCAGAGCAAUCAGUAGACUGGCGCCCCGGGUCGCCACCCCAAGGUUCCUGCCCAGGCUGUGCUUGGCGAGUCGAGCUGUGGUGAACAGUCCCAGCAGCUUCAUUACUGCCAAGGGAAACUCACAAAGCCCUUCCCGGCCCAGACAAUUUCACGCCACAGCAAGCCGGGGCAAUCUCACAUUUGAAAACACGGGCCGCCUCCCUGAGUUCAGUCUCAAAGACAAAGUCAUCAUCGUAACCGGGGCCGGCCGAGGGCUGGGCCUGGUACAGAGCGAGGCCCUCCUCGAGGCAGGCGCAAAGGUCUACACCCUCGACCGGCUAGAGAAGCCGGACCCGGGCUUCCAGCGGGUGCAGGAGCGCGCCAAGGAGCUCGGCACCAGCAUCUCGUAUAACCGGAUCGACGUGCGCGACAACAUCAGCUUGAACGCGACGAUCGAGAAAAUUGCCGACGAGAACGGCCGUAUCGAUGGGCUGCUCGCCUGCGCCGGCAUCCAGCAGGAGACCCCCGCGCUCGAGUAUACCAUGGAGGACGCCGACAAGAUGUUUGGCGUCAACGUCACUGGUGUCUUCAUGACGGCGCAGGCCGUGGCCAGGCAGAUGCGGAGGCUGGAUCGGCCGGGUUCGAUGGUGUUCAUUGCCAGCAUGAGCGGCACGGUAGCGAACAAGGGGCUGAUCUGUCCAGCAUACAACGCCUCCAAAGCCGGCGUGAUCCAGCUUGCCCGGAAUCUGGCCAUGGAGUGGGGCCCUCACGGCAUCCGGGUGAACACCAUCUCACCGGGCUACAUCGUGACAGCAAUGACAGCGCCACUUUUCGAGCAGUUCCCCGACAGGAAGGAGAAUUGGCCGAAGCAGAACAUGCUGGGAAGGCUGAGCUACCCAGAGGAGUACCGCGGUGCGGCCGUCUUCCUCCUCAGCGACGCCUCUAGCUUCAUGACUGGUUCCGACCUUCGAAUGGACGGAGGUCAUUCUGCCUGGUAA
This is a messenger RNA of Diaporthe amygdali, 981 nucleotides long. Its product is annotated as sorbitol-6-phosphate 2-dehydrogenase. Bases 1 to 981 code for a protein of 326 amino acids. Lineage: Eukaryota; Fungi; Ascomycota; Sordariomycetes; Diaporthales; Diaporthaceae. The record is from RefSeq and is a predicted model, not a curated record. Gene Ontology annotation, cellular component: intracellular anatomical structure. The transcript has 2 exons. Gene Ontology annotation, molecular function: oxidoreductase activity, acting on NAD(P)H, oxygen as acceptor.